AUGGCCUCAAUCCAAGCGGCAUUGACUAACGCACGUUCUGUGCUCGAUGCCAGCGAGCUCAGCGUGAGGCAUGUCCUCACCACCCUCUCUGUGGUCUUUCUCGUCUCGCGGAUCGUGGCGUAUCGUCGGAAGUUGCAGGCUGUGAGCAGUGUGCCAGGAUUUCGAGUGCCUUUCUAUCCCCUCGGCGCACCUGGUGCUCUGCUCCCCACGACAUGGUGGAACCCUGCGAUUUACUGGGCGUGGAAUUGGAGGCAUACCGUGUACAAGCAGUAUGGCAACGACACGAUCUCCGUGGCACCCUUCGUCGUUGGCCCAGCGGGUUUCUACACUGCCAAUCUCGAUAUUGCGAGACAGGUCGCGGGAGGAGGACACAAGACGAGCUUCGUCAAGCCUAAAGAGGCCAGCAAGGCGCUCCUACUUUGGGGCAUGAACUUGGUCACGGCGGAUGGGAACACCUGGAGGAACCACCGACGGAUCAUGGGCCCGGCUUUCAACUCUAAGUUGUAUGAGCUGGUUUGGAAGCAAACGCUGAAUACAUACUAUGAAAUGGUGGCUGCUGAGAAGUGGUCAGAUAAGAAAGAGAUCGAGGUUCCUACCGUCCAGCUAUUGACCUUCAAGCUCGCCCUCCUCAUCAUCGCGAAAUGCGGCUUCGGCUUCUCCUUCAACUGGGAGGACCCGCCUCGAGCCGCAGACGGGACGAUGACCGUUCAAGAAGCCCUGCGUAUCGUGGCCGAUCACCACAUGCUCAUGAUCUUCCUCCCGAAAUGGAUCCAGAACCUGCCGUUCAAAAAGCUCAAGGAGAUACGCGAGGCGCGCGACCAGCUGAUGACGUUCAUGCACGACCAGGUCGCGCAGAGGAGGGCCGAUAUCCGUGAUAAGGGACCAGAGCAGGAGACAGCGGCGGAUGCGUUUACGAUGCUCGUCAAGGCGAAUGAGGAUGAGGUGGCGAAGUAUAGGUUGGAUGAUGUUGAGCUGAUUGGCAAUGUCUUCGUAUUACUCUUUGCAGGACAUGAAACCACAGCGCAUACAUUCGCCGCCACGCUUGCCUUCCUCGGUCUUCACCAAGACAUCCAAGACGACGUGUACCAGCAGGUUUUCUCAGUCCUAGGCCACGAUCGCGAUCCGACUCUUGAAGAAUAUAACAAGCUUGACAAAGUCCUCUGCGCUUUUUAUGAAGCCCUGAGGAUGUUCCCUGCUGGAUACGUCAUGAUCCGCGAAGCCUUUGAGGAUACAGUUCUACAUGUACCGAAUCCCGUAGGACAAGAAGGUAACACGACGUUGGCGGUGCCCAAGGGCACGCAGGUUGUUGUUGACAUGAUUGGCGUUCAGUACAACCCACGCUACUUCGACGAGCCGGAGAAGUACAAGCCUUCACGGUGGUACGGUGUGUCGAACGAGUCUGAGGCGUUCUCGGCGUUCAGCAUCGGUCCACGCGCAUGCAUUGGCCGCAAGUUCGCCACCACCGAAGCCGUCGCAUUCCUCUCAGUUCUCCUACGUGACUACAGGGUCGAGCCUAUCUACCAGCCCGGCGAGACGAAAGAGCAGUGGCAGGACCGCGUGCUUUCUGCGCAAUAUUGUGCUUACGCUUGGGGUUUCGAAUGUGCCAAUUAG
Messenger RNA from Cyclocybe aegerita, 1611 nucleotides. The record is from the annotation of a GenBank genome assembly. NCBI's taxonomy places the organism in Eukaryota, Fungi, Basidiomycota, Agaricomycetes, Agaricales, Hemipholiotaceae.